UAUAUGAAGAUGCUAGAUUGGCGAUAUUGUUGGCCGGUUUCGGGAAGUCCAGGCGACAUAAUCACAUCACAACUACGGAGGUCGAGGUCUUAUAUGUCCAUCAUCCUUGGUAUUGGGCUACCAUGAGAAGCCUAAUGUAUAUUUGCAACCCUCGCCUACGUACACGCGUACCGGCUUGGGCUUGGCUUCCCCGCAUAACCCGUGGGCGUGUCCGGGCGGCGCCACCGGGCGAUGGGUUCUUUCAAGCCUUCAUUCUCCAAGCCUCUCAUUCCUGUCCCUCCUCCCCGUGAUCGCCCUACACUUAUCAGUGUGGGGUCAAGCAAUGACAAGAUUGGAUCUUGAGCACCGAGGAGGAAGCUGAUCUAGACAGUCGAUUGUGCAUAUCCAAGGUCUACGAGUAGUACCAAUUCCUGCCCAGCCCGGGACUCCCAGUCUUUUUACACGUGCGGGCUAAUGGCUCUCUUAUCAUGUGGCUGAUAUCACUGGUUCGACGCGCUCCCUAAUAUGAGUUAUAUAAGUAGCCACAGUAGACAACUUGACUGGCUAUCAAUCAAAACCUCUUCACUCUACCUAUUACUACGCAUGUGAUACAAUCACUUCAAUUUCACAUCUCACAUCUCACCCCGUCAUCAACAUCAUUAUGGGUACAGCAUCGGCAGGUGUUCUUCCCCACCCCUUGGAUCCCCUCUCGCAAGCCGAGAUCCAAGCUACCAUCGACCUCGUAAAGAAAGCACAUGGGGAGCUGUUCUUCAAUGUCGUCUCCUUACAUGAGCCGCGGAAGGCGGAAAUGACAAAAUGGCUCGAGGACUCUUCUGCUCCGAGACCAGCAAGGAUCGCGGAUGUCGUAGUUAUUGCGCCCGGCGGUAAGGUUUACGAUGGACUGGUAGAUCUUGCGUCUGGAACGAUCACAAAGUGGGAGCUGCUAGAUGGACUACAGCCUAUUAUCACGAUGGAGGAGUUGACGGCGGUCGAGCAUAUCUGCCGCAGAGACCCGAAAGUCAUCGAACAGUGUGAAAUCAGCGGUAUCGCCAGAGAAGAUAUGGACAAAGUCUACUGUGAUCCCUGGACUAUUGGCUAUGAUGAGCGCCACGGUAACAAGAUCCGCCUGCAGCAGGCCCUGAUGUACUACCGACCCAAUGUGGACGAUUGUCAAUACCAGUACCCUCUAGACUUCUGCCCCAUAUACGAUGGAGAGAAGAGGGAAGUCAUUGCUAUUGAUAUUCCCAAGGUCAGGAGGCCGCUUAGUAAGGUGCAGCCUAUAAAUUACCACCCGGCUGGUGUUGAAAAAGCUGGCGGGUAUAGGAAUAAUCUCAAACCAAUCAACAUCACACAGCCCGAAGGUGUCUCAUUUACGAUGACUGGUCGGGAGAUUGAAUGGCAAAACUGGAAGUUCCAUAUUGGCUUCAACUACAGAGAAGGCAUCAUCCUUAACAAUAUCACGUUCAAUGACAAGGGCAACGUGCGACCAAUCUUCUACAGACUGUCGUUGGCCGAGAUGGUAGUUCCCUAUGGCAACCCCGAGCACCCUCAUCAACGGAAGCACGCGUUCGAUCUUGGAGAGUACGGCGCUGGUUACAUGGCGAACAGCCUCACACUAGGCUGCGACUGUAAGGGCUCAAUUCAUUAUCUAGAUGCAGAGUUCCCUACCAGAGCUGGUGGUAUCCGCACAAUUAAGAAUGCUAUAUGCAUUCACGAAGAGGACGCCGGAAUCUUGUUCAAGCACAGCGAUUUCCGCGACGACUCUGUCAUCGUAACAAGGGCGAGAAAAUUGAUAAUUCAGCAAAUAUUUACUGCUGCAAACUAUGAAUAUGCUAUUCAGUGGAUUUUCCAUCAAGAUGGAACCAUCCAGCCUGAGAUUAAGCUUACAGGCAUUCUGAACACUUACGCAAUGGCUCCCGAUGAGGACACCCGUGGAUGGGGAACCCAGGUGUACCCAGGUGUCAACGCCCACAACCACCAGCACUUAUUCUGCCUACGCAUCGACCCCAACGUCGACGGGCCCAAUAACACAGUCUUCAUGGCCGACGCAGUUGCCUCCGACGCCCCAGUGGGGAGCCCGGAGAACUACUACGGGAACGCGUUUUUCGCCAAGCGCACAAAGUUCUCCACGGUCGGAGAAUCAGUCACCGACUACGACGGCACCAAGAGUCGAACGUGGGAUAUCUGCAACACGAACAAGUUGCAUCCCUACAGCGGCAAGCCUUCUAGCUACAAGCUAGUUAGCAGGGAGGUCCCGCCGCUAUUACCCAAGGAAGGCUCGUUAGUAUGGAAGCGCGCUGGAUUCGCCAGGCACGCUGUCCACGUCACCAAGUACUGUGAUGACCAACUCUGGCCCGCCGGCCGCCACGUGCCUCAAACAUCAGGCGAGCCAUCCCUCGGACUCCCAGAAUGGAUCGGCGACGGCACCGAGUCCAUCGACAACACGGACAUCGUGCUCUGGCACACCUUCGGGGUCACCCACAUCCCUGCGCCCGAGGACUUCCCCGUUAUGCCCGUCGAGCCGAUCACCUUACUCUUGCGACCGCGCAACUUCUUCACGAAUAAUCCCGUCAUGGACGUGCCGCCUAGCUUCUGCAGCACGCCCAGCCAGGUCGCUGCGAACGGCGCCGGCGUCCUCGAUGCUAAAGAUAAGAUGAGUAAAUUGGCUUUUACGAAUGGGAAUGGAUGCUGUGCGAAUGGUACGAAUGGGACGCAUUGAUCGUAUUUGAGCUUUCAAUGAGUGAGUGAGUGUUGAUGGGAGUUUAUGAGGUGUGGAUAAUUUGAUAUUGGCGCGUACUCGGUUUUGUAAUGCUUUUCAAUAGGCGUACGUACUUAUAAUGUCUUCAUAUUCGAAUUGAAAUGAUUGGGCUACGGAUCCCGUCAUCAGUCAUUACA
Messenger RNA from Xylaria bambusicola, 2874 nucleotides. Its product is annotated as peroxisomal copper amine oxidase. The transcript is spliced from 9 exons. Gene Ontology annotation, biological process: amine metabolic process. The record is from RefSeq and is a predicted model, not a curated record. Gene Ontology annotation, molecular function: quinone binding; primary methylamine oxidase activity; copper ion binding. NCBI's taxonomy places the organism in Eukaryota, Fungi, Ascomycota, Sordariomycetes, Xylariales, Xylariaceae. Bases 641 to 2698 code for a protein of 685 amino acids.